This is a messenger RNA of Engraulis encrasicolus (European anchovy), 267 nucleotides long. Its product is annotated as progonadoliberin-1-like. Lineage: Eukaryota; Metazoa; Chordata; Actinopteri; Clupeiformes; Engraulidae. Gene Ontology annotation, biological process: multicellular organism development. Bases 1 to 267 code for a protein of 88 amino acids. The transcript is spliced from 3 exons. Gene Ontology annotation, molecular function: hormone activity. Gene Ontology annotation, cellular component: extracellular region. The record is from RefSeq and is a predicted model, not a curated record.
AUGGGAAGUAAGGGCGCCCUCGUGUGUCUGCUGCUUGUUACUGCAGCUGUCCUGCAGUGCUCGUCUCAGCACUGGUCACAUGGCCUGAGUCCCGGUGGAAAGAGAGAAGCUGACUCUCCCAGAGAAUCACAAGUGAUGGAGGGUCUCCCCAGGAGAGGAGGGGCACGCUGUGGGAGUGACACCAGAGAGGCAGCCAAUCAGGAAAGGCCCAGCACACUGGAACAGCUGAUCAGCCUGAUGAGCAGAGCAAAUGAAGUUUAUGACUGA